GUUAGCUUCCUUAUCCCUAACCAUGACCACCCUUUAUGUUGCUAAUUCAUCUAACCCAAUGGCAGAUCCUGUCGCGGUUACGGUUCAAACCGGGGACGACAUAGCUGAUUUGAAAGAACUCAUUCUGGCGGAGUGGGGUCCUCGCGGUCUGGGUCUGGCACAAGAAAAUAUUCGAUUAUGGAAGCCCAAACGAAAAAUCCCCCUGGUUCACUGCGCGAGAGUGUUGGAAGAAUAUCGUCUCAAUCUUGGCGUUAUUGCCACUGCAUUGUUUGUGACUGACGAUGCCAAUUUGCUCGGCCCAAGGGCAAGCCCGAACAACGAAAUCAACGUUAUUGUAGAGAUCAUGCCAGCCUGGCAGCUACCCAUUGGCCCGCCUCUAGACAAGCCCGAUGAAGAGCGAGAUACGAUAGGGGCCAUGAACAGCCGGUAUCGGAAUCUAGUCCGGAACGCGCGAGCUCCAAGGUCGCCAUCCUACUCGAUCAAAUCGACAAACUACCGAGAAGUGCAAGGCGGCGACUAUCCGAUAUACGAUGGACGUUAUCAUCAUACGCGUGGGAUGUCCACUAUGGCCCCCCCUAUUCAUUUAUACAAUCCUGCGUUUGCCCGCUUUAUGGAUGAUGCCGCCAAUCUCGCGCUCGAAGUACCUAAUCAAAUCGUGCUCGCCACAGCGGACCUCAUGCGCAAGGCAUCAGCAAUAUACGAUGACGAAUACACUCGACGAAGCAAGAUUCGCCCCGCCCUCAAAAAUGUCAUUGCUUGUGGAACUACCCAGCUCGUCAGUGACGAUCGCACAACACCAGAUGGUGGCGUCAUGUGGACGAUGUGCGGGACAGACGGAUCCCUCGGUGAUACUGUCGCGCUCUUGAUUGAGGAGGAGAACUCCGAGCUUGGGGAGGGCGGCUGCGACGCUUCUAUCCAAGCGUCAUUUUCAAUGCUGAGAUAUUGGGCACAACGCAACGCAAGUCUCUUUUUACCUCUCUGGCCCGUUAAUCAAACCCCCUGGUCUAGAAUGAUGAUGUUCCGUCUCACCGACUUCAUCUGGUUGGGCAACGGAGCCGUUCUGAAUGACAGCAGGCAGUGUCUCCGAGUCGCCCGUAUUCUUCACUCACUGACGCGCUCUCUGGGACAUCUGCAUCGAUAUUACGCCGCAUUAACACCCUCCAACAACCCCGAACCGUCCAGAUUCUUCCCAUCGCCGACUACUUUCCUUUAUUGCGGCGCACCGGUCCAUUUCGAUUAUCUCGAGGCUCUAGAACGCGACUCAGUGUGCGUCACAUUUCGGUGUUGUACCCACGAGGAUCUGCCACGUUCGGUCGUCGUCAAGUUUGCUCAGACGUACUGCCCUGAGGCCCAUGAACUCUUGGCCGAGAAAGGUCUGGCCCCGCAGUUGCUUUACUGUGGGCCAGUCGAUCCCUCACAGGACGCUCCCUCAUACCAACCACUCAAGAUGAUCGUCAUGGAGUAUAUCGAUGGGAAGACCGUUGCACAGCUGCAGGGCAGAGUACCUCCUGAAGAUUGCCAACAGCAGCUGACGCACAUGCUGUCCCUUUUGCACAAUGACGGGUAUGUCUUCGGCGACCUCCGGUGGCCUAACGUUAUGGUGGUGGGGAAGGACGUCAAACUCAUCGAUUUCGAUUGGGCGGGGAAGGAGGGAGAUGCAACAUACCCCAUUCACCUUGCUAACAACAUUGUUUGGCCGCCAGGCGCAACGGCGAUGGGGAAGAUCGAGAAGGAACAUGACAUCCACAUGUUAAAGAGUAUGAUUGAUUCGUGUACCCAGCUGACUGGGUAA
This is a messenger RNA of Mycena citricolor, 1792 nucleotides long. Lineage: Eukaryota; Fungi; Basidiomycota; Agaricomycetes; Agaricales; Mycenaceae. The record is from the annotation of a GenBank genome assembly.